UUGAUGCCCAAGACCUUCAUUCAGCCAUUGAAGUAGAGACGCAGGAGCUCACAGGCUGCCCGACGCUUCUUCUCACCUCUCCAGGAUCAGAAGACAAAGCCGUUCCGAUAAAUACUGGCAGAUCGUUUUUAAAAUUGAUCAGCAGAGGCAGACGCGCACACUCCGCAAUUGAUUCUUUCACCCGGGGUAGCCUUAUGGUCGUUCGUGCACUGCUUUCAUCUCCGGAUUCGCGGAAAGUAAAUAGAUAAUGCUGUAAUGUUUAUGUUGUGUAAGUGCGCUUAAUGCUGUUGAAUUUUUAAACAAAGGCAAGAAUAAAGUCGAACGAUGCCAAAUAUGCUUUUGCGUGUCAAAAUCGCCGUGUCCCAUAUUGCAUGGCUUCUGCAAGAAUACUCGAAAAGGAUUGAUUUUUUCGGACUGUGAAUGAAGUGCGGCAUCGCAGUCGAUCAUUGCGAACGCGAUUUACUUGUUUAACUUCGUCACGUGCGGUCACACGGAAAGCGGCAUGCUUGAGCGUUUUCGCAAGGCAUCGUCUUCUGCUGCUCUGCAAGGAAAAUAAACAAGCGCACACGAGUUGACACGCAUCUCGGACGGCGCGUGCUCACCCACACGCACACCAAACAGGCGCGCGCGAUCGAGAACUUGGACCCGCUCACGCGCUUCAGGAGAAGUCCCCUGCGCGGCUCCGACUUAACACGUUCGCUUUGCUUUCAAACAAUCGGAGCCGAACCGCUGCGCCGUCUCACAGCAUGAAGACGACGGCGAUUUGCACGUGUGGCCUAGCCGACAUCUAGAACAGUAUGUGCUUUGCUUCUUCUCAUAGCACAAGUACAAGAAUCUGAGGGGUUGGCGAAGUGCCCCCCCCUGUCAAGGUCAGCACAACACCACGGCGAGCCUAGGCACCCUGCUGUCGACCUGCUUUUCUUGCCAGCGUCUCUGUGGGGUCUGCGCAGCGCCCCAGAACCCUGGCAAUAACGCAGGCGCCCCACAUAUUGGGCUACUCCAACUGCACCCCCCAGUGCUCGGCAGCGUCCCUGCCCACCGUGCGAUCGGAAGGGGCAAUGCCAACAGCGUCGCGGCAAUGGCACCCCGCGGAGGCACGGCACAGGCAGAACAACAUGCCAGGACCUUUCGCUCUUACCUGCCAAUGGGGGUCCGGACGUACAGCUGCAUCCACUGCAGAGCCCAUCUUGCUGACCACCACCAACUCAUUUCUAAGUCCUUCCAAGGGAGCCAAGGAAGAGCUUACCUUUUCAAUUCCGUAGUGAAUGUGGGCUGUGGACCGGCUGAAGAGAGGGUCCUGUUGACAGGCCUGCAUGCUGUGGCUGACAUUUAUUGUGAAAGCUGCAAAACAACGCUGGGUUGGAAAUAUGAGCACGCGUUUGAGACAAGCCAGAAGUACAAGGAGGGGAAGUAUAUAAUUGAAGUAGCGCACAUGGUGAAAGAGAACUGCUGGGAGUAACCCUGGGAAAAGUGCAACAGUGGCCAUAAGCAAAUCCAUCGCUCUCUACUUUUCAUCACUUCCAACUGUUGUCCGCUGAAUCUCAUUGUCAGAGUAGGCUGCAGAGGAUGAACUGAGCUCAUGGACUUGUGUUGCGUGGAGGACAGCUGCCUCUUUGUUAAGAAUUCUCAUAUUUUUACAAAUGAUGCUGUUAUCUCAGCAUUUCAUAUUAAUCUCAGGCAAAUGUGAUGCACAGUGCGCUGCAUGGAUGAUGAGAUUCUACUGGGACCAUGUAAUAAUCAGCAUCUUAAUAUCGUUAGAGACGUACAAACAAUCUGACAUAGAUGCAUCGAUACAUGGGUACAAGUACACAAAAGGAAGAAGAAAAGUUUGUAUGUGGACUCUCCAAGUGUCGUUCACUUAACUCAAAAGAUGUCGAGUUUCACAUCAGGAUGGACUCCAACACGUUUGGGGCGCACCUUGACUGAUCAAAGGAGCAAAUUAAAGCCCUCACAGAACCAACGGUGACAUAUGUCGUGGUGGACCUAACGGUUAUCUGCUCUGAUCUGGGAGACGUUGCCAAAAGUUGAACUGGGUAGCGAAAAGUGAAAAUGAACCUCUCUAGUCCAUUAAGUUGUUAUCUUAGAACUUUUUUGUUCAAUGAGACGCUGGGUUCUAGCAUCUCUGGUUAAUAGCCCAUUUGAGUAGAUGUACACUUCCGGUCAACUGUUUUAGAACACCACAGUUUUUAAGGAAAUGCAUGCAGUUUGAUGUCUUAGUGUUUCAUGAAAUCAAGGUAUAGAACAAAUAAACAAAAAAAAUAAGUCAAGGAGUCAUUAAGAGUACAAAAUAUUAUUCAGUUUUGAUACAUCAAAGUAGCCUGCACCCUUCUGCUGAUAUAACUGCCAAACUGUGGUAAGCCUUUUGAUUCAGAGUGCUAGUCACUCUGUGCAGGUCACCAGCAAAAGAACCCCCCGACCAUCACACUUCCUCCUCCAAGUUUGACAGUUGGUGUCACACACUGAGGAACCAUCCUGUCACCGACUCGAUGACAUAACAAACACCCUGUGUGUGAUGAACCAAAAAUUUCAAAUUUGGUUUCAUUGGUCCAUAAGACUUUCUUCCAGUCUGCAGCUGGUAUUUCUAGACCCUAUUCUGUUCUUGUAGGAAUGGCUUUCUUCCUGCCACUCGCCCUGACGACCUCUUCACAGUAGACACGGAUUUUGCUGUUUUUUCCCCCACCACUGUUGUGCUGUGAGCCACCAAUCACACAAGCUGGAGACCCUCAGAAACUUCUCUUCUGACUGGGGGGUGUCUUUGGGUCUGCCAGAUCUCCUUAUCAGAGUUUCUUCAAAUUUCCAAUUGGCUUUGCAUUGUGUAGGACGCCACUGGACUCACCGACAUUUUUUGCAAUUUCUCAAAAUGAAAGGCCUACACUUCUAAGGUUAAUAACGCUCAGUUCCAAAUCUGUUUUAAGACAGACGGAGAGUUUUUAAGUAAUCGCCUAAAGUUGGGACACCUGUGCAAAUUGUUUCCUUUAACUUGCAAGGCUUCAUUUACUCAAAUUGCUGCAGAGCAUCUGUAGAUUGUAAACUAUUGGUUGUUCCCUGAAGAACGCUCAUUUGUAAUAUUCUAAAAAUUUCCUUUUAUUUCAGUUUUCGCCAUUUAUUUUUAAACCUCCGGCAGUUUACUGCUUACCUUUUGCCCAUUUUAGGUCAUUCAUUGCAUUUCAACUGAUUGAUUUUGAGGAAAGACUGGAGAAACUGAGGUGUUGUAAAACUUUUGACCGGUCGAGUACAUCAGAAGGAAAUGUUUUGUGUGUUUUAAGAGUUGGACUAGUCACUGUAACACUGUGCUAAAGACUAAAAUGGACAGCUGACUCUGUUUGCCGAGACACUGCUUUUUUUUUUUUUUAACCCCACUGGUUGGUGAGACACUGUGAAUCAAAAGCUCUCGAUCAGGGCAGGAUUUCCAGAGACACUGUGAAAGUGCCAUAUAAUUGAGUGAAAAACUGACAAGAGCCUGUUUGGUCCGUGGGUUGCUGUGUUGCUGACCUCUCCAUGACGGUCAGUGAAGCGAUGUGUGUCACAAGCCUCCUGCUCAACGGCAAGGACUCUACUGCAGCCUUUAUAGUUUGCAUUGCUUUCUAUUCAAGAUUUGUGCAAGUAGGUCAUCGUGUUAGAACCACUCUGGUCAGUAAUAUGCUGUAUUACCUGCCUCUUGAAACAGUGAUAUGCUUGCUGCAUUAGUGCCAAUCUGGUCAUUGACACUUGUGUUCAUUUAAUCUCCGUUGAGUGUUACACUGUGCUAUUUGACCUAUUCACUGAUGUGCUGUGGUGAACCUUUUGGGAGUCCGUAGUAAACUUUAACUCAGAAAUGAUUAUUGAAAGAUAUAUUUUUAUUUUGUUGUAAGAAAGUUUACAUCUAAUCUAUAGUCAAUCAAGGACAUGCUGCUUUGUUCAUCUGUAACUAAUUUUUCAUCUAAAAAGUUCUCUCUAUUUUAGACGUGUCAUUUUGCUUCCCACAGCAAACCUAAGUGGAUUUAACACAACAUCGUGAUACACGUGUCAAGAAACAAGCAUGCGUCUCUUGAUUCUCUUUUGUAAUUAUAUUUCACCAUAAUAAAAGACAGGUGAAG
Erpetoichthys calabaricus (reedfish) is the source of this 4076-nucleotide messenger RNA. RefSeq names its product protein yippee-like 2. The record is from RefSeq and is a predicted model, not a curated record. Bases 1079 to 1459 code for a protein of 126 amino acids. The transcript is spliced from 4 exons. Lineage: Eukaryota; Metazoa; Chordata; Cladistia; Polypteriformes; Polypteridae.